GCAGAGCCGAGAGAGAUGCCAGCAAGACUGAAGAAGCACAGGAAAGAGCGCGGAGGGAUGCACUGCGGUAACGGCCGUAUCGGCAAGCACCGCAAGCAUCCCAGCGGUCGCGGUAACGCUGGUGGUCAGCACAUGCACAGGAUCGCCUUCGACAAGUACCAUCCUGGCUACUUCGGUAAGGUCGGUAUGAGGUACUUCCACUACAAGAAGAACCCCUACCACAGACCUUCGGUCAACAUCAACCAGAUCUGGUCGCUCGUGGGAUCUGACCAGAGGAUGAAGCUGGCUACCAACACUUCUGGGUCGAUGCCUCUGAUUGACGUUACCCAGUUCGGUUAUUUCAAGGUUCUCGGAAAGGGAGAGCUCCCCUCGCAGCCCAUUGCUGUCAAGGCCAAGUUUUUUAGCAAGAUGGCGGAGACUAAGAUCAAGAAGGCUGGCGGAGCUUGCAUACUUACUGCAUAGAUUUAAGUUUGCUCGAAAUGAAAUAGUACCAAAAGGCA
Messenger RNA from Guillardia theta CCMP2712, 500 nucleotides. RefSeq names its product large subunit ribosomal protein L27Ae, cytoplasmic (gene RPL27Ae). The record is from RefSeq and is a predicted model, not a curated record. Gene Ontology annotation, molecular function: structural constituent of ribosome. NCBI's taxonomy places the organism in Eukaryota, Cryptophyceae, Pyrenomonadales, Geminigeraceae. The coding region runs from base 16 to 462 and encodes 148 amino acids. Gene Ontology annotation, biological process: translation. The transcript is spliced from 2 exons. Gene Ontology annotation, cellular component: cytosolic large ribosomal subunit; ribosome.